Molecule: messenger RNA, 8615 nt
Organism: Malaclemys terrapin pileata
Lineage: Eukaryota; Metazoa; Chordata; Testudines; Emydidae
Gene: PLCD4
Product: phospholipase C delta 4
Exons: 16
Coding region: 30-2288 (752 amino acids)
Biological process (GO): lipid metabolic process; intracellular signal transduction
Molecular function (GO): calcium ion binding; phosphatidylinositol-4,5-bisphosphate phospholipase C activity
Source: RefSeq, a predicted model, not a curated record
CGUCGGGCCAAGCCCCUGACGACAGCCCCAUGGCGUUGCACCUCUACAGCCCCCGCCUCCAGCUCGAUGAGACCCUGGAGCAGAUGCAGCAGGGGACUCUGAUGCGGAAGGUGAAGUCCAAGAGCUGGAAGAAGCAGCGAUAUUUCAAGCUGCAGGACGACUGCAUGACUGUCUGGUACAAGUCCAAGAAGAACGGCAACACCAAAUAUACCUUCUCCAUCAGCGAUGUGGAGACAGUGCGGGAGGGUCACCAGUCUGAGGUGCUGCAGAGCCUGGCUGAGGAGUUCCCACCUGAGCACUGCUUCACCGUCGUCUUCCACGGGCGGCGCGGGAACCUGGACCUGAUCGCCGGCUCCCCUGAGGAGGCGCAGUGCUGGGUCCAGGGCCUGCGCCGCCUGGUGGAGAUCGUCACCAAGAUGGACCAGCAGGAGAAGAUGGAUCAGUGGAUCUGCGACUGGUUCCAGAAGGCCGAUAAGAACAAGGACGGGCGCAUGAGCUUCAAGGAGGUGCGGCAGCUCCUCAAGAUGAUGAACAUGGACAUGAACGAGGACCAUGCGCUCCGGCUCUUCCAGAUGGCCGACGGGUCGGAGUCAGGGACGCUGGAGGGCGAGGAGUUCGUGCUGUUCUACAAGGCGCUGACGCAGCGAGACGACGUGCUGGGCGUCUUCCAGGCGUUCUCCCAGGACGGGAAGAAGCUGACCCUGCUGGAGUUUGUGGAUUUCCUGCAGCAGGAGCAGCUGGAGGGGGAGAACACGCAGGAGUUCGCCAUGGAGCUGAUUGCCAGAUACGAGCCGUCUGAGAGCGCCAGGGCGCGCCACGUGCUGAGCCUCGACGGCUUCCUCCUGUACCUGCGCUCGCCGGAAGGCGCCAUCUUUAACCCCGCUCAUGAGCCGCUUUGUCAGGACAUGACCCAGCCCCUCUGCCACUAUUUCAUCUCCUCCUCGCACAACACCUACCUGCUGGAGGACCAGCUCCGGGGCCAGAGCAGCGUCGAGGGCUACAUCAGGGCUCUGAAGCGGGGCUGCCGCUGCUUGGAGGUGGACUGCUGGGACGGGCCCAGUGGGGAGCCCGUCGUGUACCACGGCCACACGCUCACCUCCAAGAUCCCCUUCAAGGACGUGGUCAGCACCCUGGGGCAGUACGCCUUCCAGGCGUCCGACUAUCCCGUCAUCCUGUCCCUGGAGAACCACUGCGGCCCGGAGCAGCAGGACCUCAUGGCCCAGCACCUGAAGGGCAUCCUGGGAGAGCGGCUGCUCACGGUCCCCCUCGACGCCCACGACCCCACGCAGCUGCCUUCGCCGGAGGAGCUGAGAGGAAGGAUCAUUCUGAAGGGGAAGAGGGCAGAGAGCCUGGCGCACUCGCCGGACGAGGCCCCAGAGGGGGAGGUGUCCGAGGACGAUGAUGGGCCGGAGGCAGAGGAAGAGAUCCUGAGCCAGGAGGCCAAGAGGAAGGCCAAGAAGUCCCAGGCCAAGGAGCUGUCUGACUGCAUCAUCUACUGCCACAGCGUCCCCUUCUGCGGCUUCCAGACGGCGCUUGCCCGCCGCCGGCCCUACGAGACGGCCUCCCUGCCCGAGGCCAAGGCCAGGAAGCUGAUCAAGGAGGCGGGGAACGAGUUUGUCCGUCACAACGCCCGGCAGCUGACGCGGAUCUACCCCAGCGGGCUGAGGACCGACUCCUCCAACUAUGACCCGCAGGAGAUGUGGAACGUGGGCUGCCAGCUCGUGGCCCUGAAUGUGCAGACGGCCGGGGCGGAGAUGGAUCUGUGCGACGGGCUCUUCCGGCAGAACGCCCGCUGCGGCUACGUGCUGAAGCCGGCUUUCCUGAGGGACGCGGAAACCGCCUUCGACCCCGACAAUCCCCGGAGCAGGGCCAGGGGCGGCCCCUGGAGCCUGGCGAUUCAGGUCAUCAGCGGGCAGCAGCUCCCCAAGGUGGCUGGCAGCAAGGCGAGCGCCAUCGUCGACCCCCUGGUGCGCGUGGAGAUCCACGGCGUCCCCGCCGACCAGGCCAGGCUGGAGACCCAGGCUGUCGAUAACAACGGCUUUAACCCCCACUGGGGCGAGACGCUGUGGUUCAAGGUGCACGUCCCUGAACUGGCCCUCGUGCGCUUCGUGGUGGAGGAUUACGACAAGACGUCCAGGAACGACUUCGUGGGCCAGUUCACCCUGCCCUUUGCUAGCAUCAAAUUAGGUUAUCGUCACAUCCACCUCCUGUCCAAGGACGGCAUGGCCAUCCCACCCUCCUCGCUCUUCGUUCAAGUCCAAAUCACGGAGCUUCCCUACCCCGAGUAGCAGCCGAGUGGGUCACGCCAGCCCCCUGUACCACCCGUUAACAGCCCUGUCCCGACAGCUGCUGGAGAGACGCCGCCCUGCCCAGCCCAGCCCAGCCCAGCCUGCUUCCUGCCCGAGGUGGCUUUGCACGAUGCUUGUUUUCUUUUGAACCUGCCUGUAGCUGUUUGGGGUGCUGCUAUUUUGCACCUGAUGGUUUGCCUGGAUCUCAGCCGGGCUGGGAGGCAGGUGACUGCCCCCCGCCAGGGGCGGCUCUAUGUAUUUUGCCGCCCCAAGCACAGCAGGCAGGCGGCUUUUGGCGGCACGCCUGCGGGAGGUCCGCUGGUCCCACGGCUUCAGCAUACCCGCUGCCGAAUUGCUGCUGAAGCCACGGGACCGGCGGACCUCCCGCAGGCGCGCCGCUGAAAGCUCCCUUACUGCUGUCUCCACAGCGACCGGCAGGCCGCUCCCCGACUACCGUCCCCACAGCGACCGGCAGGCCGCUCCCCGACUACCGUCCCCACAGCGACCGGCAGGCCGCUCCCCGCAGCUUGCCGCCCCAGGCAAGCACUUGGAGCGCUGGUGCCUGGAGCCGCCCAUGCCCCUCACCAUGUGGCUCCAACCCGGCAUCCCCCGCACCGCUCUGCCCUAGGGCUGCGGGCAUGAUUGUGGCUGGGCUGCCAGGCGGGGCGCUUCGGGGGGUGUUUUGCACCUCCCCAUUUAGUCACUACCCUCGAGGGGGCUCAGGCCCAGCUGGGUGGCUAGAAUCAAGCCGGCUCUGCUGCCCCUCACUGAGUUAGACAGCGGUGCCUCUAAUCGCCCGCUGCGGGAGGCCUCGGGGUGUUCUUCGGCUUGCAGUAGCACCACUCCAGGAGCGGGGCCCUGGCCAUUGCCUAAGCCCAGAACUACACCUCUGCCCCCCAGCGCGUCCAAUGGGAGUAAAGGACAAGAGCAUGUGGGGACAGGCCCGUCAGCCUGCUGGGCGGGGUGAGCGCACCAGCUGCCUCCCAGUGCUGUGUGGGCUGGGGGCUGACGGAGGGAGCUGUGCGGCUGUCUACGGGCAGCUCCUCCCCAGCUAACGGGCAGCCCCAGAGAAAGCACCGAAGUGCCCACUGGACACGGUAACCAAUGAGCGCUGCCCGCCAGCCGGAGCCAGGAGACACCGGAUCCCAUAGGCCCCGGAAGCUGCAAGGAGAGCCGCUGGUGCCUGGCUCAGCCCAGCUGCAAGGCCCGUCGUCAGGUGCUCCAGGAAGAGUCGGUCUCUCCUUUUUCAGAGGGUGGGGGAGAGAGGCACUGACCCCACCUGUUUUGCACCUCUCUUGGGAAGCAGCAGGGCAGGGCCUGGUCGGCAAGGAAUUGCACCAACAGUUGGAGAAACCCUCAGGUCCCCUGUGUACAGAUUCUCCAUGGCGCUCGAAGCUGGGGUAGUUGUGGGGCUGCACCCACACAGCUCCGUGCAUUCCCCCCACACUGGCUUGGGGGGGGGACGGAUACUUUCCUUCCUGGCCCUUGCUGCUGUCUGUCGCCCUAAGAUGUAACCCUGCCUCCCCUCCAAACACAAACACAGAGACCUACAGCCACAGCCACCCGGCCUGGGCACAGCGUCCUCUCCUCAAGCCCCUCAGACCUGGGCACGCCGUGCGGCCAGUCUUUAAUUUGCAAUCAAAGAGGUUCCACAGCACAGAUUAAGCAGUGCACACGUCCACCAAUACAAAGCGUGGGAGCCUACGUCUCCAACAGCCUGGGGUGUCCUCUGCUAGGCUCACGGCUCCAGUCUCAUUUCUCCUUCCCCAGCCUUCAGGACCAGUCCCAGCUGGGCAGGGGAAUUACAAGGAAGUCAACAAACGCGGCCAAGGGUGACCCAGUGGCUAUAGGGUACUUUGACUUUCAGAAAGUCUUUGACAAGGUCCCUCACCAAAGGCUCUUAAGCAAAGUAAGCAGUCAUGGGAUAAGAGGGAAGGUCCUCUCAUGGGUCAGGAACUGGUUAAAGACAGGAAACAAAGGGGAGGAAUAAAUGGUCACUUUUCAGUGUGGAGAGGUAAAUAGUGGGGUCCCCCAGAGGUCUGUACUAGGACCGGUGCUGUUCAGCAUAUUCAUAAAUGAUCUGGAAAAUGGAAGUGAGGUGACAAAAUUUGCAGACGAUACAAAAUUACUCAAGAUAGUUAAGUUCAAAGCAGACUGUGAAGAGUUACGAAGGGAUCUCACCAAACUGGGAACUGAGCACGAACAUGGCAGAUGAAAUUCAAUGUUGAUAAAUGCAAAGUAAUGCACAUUGGAAAACAUAAUCCCAACUGUACAUAUGAAAUGAUGGGGUCUAAAUUAGCUGUUACCACUCAAGAAAGAGAUCUGGGAGUCAGUGUGGAUAGUUCUCUGACAACAUCCACUCCAUGUGCAGUGGCCGUCAAAAAAGUGAACAGAACGCUGGGAAUAUCCUAAUGCCACUGUACCAGUCCAUGGUACCCCACCCCGGGACGCUGCAUGCAGUUCUGGUCACCCCAUCCCCAAAAAGAGAUAAUUGGAAAUGGUCAUAGAAGGGCAGCAAAAAUGAUUAGGGGGAUGGAACAGCUUCCGUAUGAGGAGAGAUUAGUAAGACUGUGACUUUUCAGCUUGGAAAAGAGACGACUAAGGGGGGACAUGACUGAGGUCUAUAAGAUGAUGGCUGGUGUGGAGAAAGUGACUAGGAAAGGGUUAUUUACCCCUUCACAUAACACAUGAAUCAGAGGUCACCUGAUGAAAUUAACAGGCAGCAGGUUUAAAACAAACAAAAGGAAGUAUUUCUUCACCCAACACGCACACAACCUGUGGAACUCCUUGCAAGGGGAUGUUGUGAAGGCCAAAAGUAUAACUGGAUUGAAAAAAAAGAACUAGAUACGUUCCUGGUGAACAGGUCCAUUAAUGGCUAUUAGCCAGGAUGGUCAGGGAGGCAACCCCCUGCUCUGCCAGAGGCUGGGGCAGGAUGACAGGGGAUGGAUCAUGUUCUGUUCAUUCCCUCUGGGGCACCUGGCACUGGCCACUGUCGGAGACGGGACACUGGGCUGGAUGGACCCUUGCUCUGACCCAGUCUGCCUCUUCUCGUAAUCUUGGCCACAAAGCACGAGCCUAGGAACAAGCAGAAGUGGAAUGGUUGGGACAGCACCAGACUUGGAGGCUGCACUCUCGAGAAAGCACGGGCCAAAAUCCCAGGGCUGGAGCUGUUACACCGAUCAGCAGGAGAGCCUUUAACCCCAGGAGGAGGUACACUGCAGCCCCGCCAGCUCCCCGUCCAACCACUGUUCUGCUCUCUUCCUCUCCCUCCAAGUUCUGCUCCAGAAACCCAGCGUGUUUCCUCUUGCUGCUCUACGCUUCGUUUGAUCAUCUCCCUUGGGCACGUCUCCCAGCUGCUCCUUCUCUUGCCCAUGACCGCGCUCUCCCAUGGGCUCUCUCUGCUCCUUGGUUUCUGAUGUUCAGAUUACAGGGAUGCCUGGCGCAAGAGAGCUCACCCGGGUCGGGCAAACCCUUUUCCUGGACAAACCCCCUUCCCAAGGGCUUGUCGAAUGCGUCACCGAACCAAUCUCCUCCUUGACCCCAGCUGCUUGGCCAGUGAUCCAGCAGGAUCGGCUCAAAUCUCUCCCCAACCACCAAGAGGUUCCCGGCCAUGCUUCAUGCACAGCCAAGGGGCAGCGGCAGCUGCGAGCGCCGGGAGGGGGCCAGGCUGUGCCUCUGACCGCUCCUCCAGGGCUCCCAUGCAGCCCGGUCAGUACUCUUCACCGAGACGCUCACAGCAAGGGCCGUGCGUACUGCCGCAUUCCCGUCGCAGGUCUCCAGGUCGGGCCCUUCAUUCCCCAACCCUGUACCACAGCCAGGAAGGCACCUAACCCACUGAGCCUCAGGCUACUGUCAUGACAGAGAACUACUGCUCCUACUCUGGGCGUACUGCCACGUUGAGCCACUUAAGACACAUCCCGCUACGGCUGGUGGCCUAGGAGCGGCUGGCGGCCUGGGAACAGCUGGCCUCCACUCCCAAGGUCAUUCAUCAAGGCGCAGGUUCUCUCUGGAAGAUGUCACCUCCUAGUACGAUGCUGAAUCCGGGAAUGCUUCGUUCUCAUGUAGGCAGCAGGAGCUUGUUACCGGUACAUCAAAAAGCCUCCAGCCUGCAAGCUGGGGGUGAAGUCUCCCACGCCGGGACGACGUCUCCAUGGCUUGCUCCAGCUGUGUCUAGCCGCUGGUGCCCAGACACCAAGCUCCCCUAUCCAGAGAUCUCAUAUCACAGCUGGAGUUACUGGGAUACUCCGGAGGUUUAGAGGAGCUGGGCUCCGUCCAGGUGAGGCCAUCUCCUCCCUAGCUGGGGCAGCAGGAGCCGUGAGAUCUCCCUGUGAUAUUUACACUGGGGUCACUGCUCAGAGGCUGCGUGCACUGGGGAAAACAGACACGAGGGUCUGGCAGGCUAUGGAGCUGCCCCCAGCAUAUGCCCAAUGUUCUCCCCAUGAGGAGGGUCUUUGCACCUCUACAGCCUCCUGGGUCAACUGGCCAUGCGGGCUCUCAGCACCCCGACUUGGGCUGCAGUGCUCCACAGACUGUGGGCAGCCCAGGGUGGGGGACGGUGAGCCUUGCCUUGGCCCCUGCAGUCCUCACUGUGCUGCUGAGGGGCCAUCAGCACUAGUGCGGGACUUGUGUGUUCUCCCCCGGGUCCCCUCCCACUUUGUGCCCUGGCUCCGCUGCCGUCUGCCCGACAGUCAGUGGCCAAGAAGCCUGGCCACAUGGCCGUGGAUUAAACCAUUUCAACAGGAAAACUCUGUCACAGUUGGCACAAGCUGACCUCUAAUCCGGAGGAGUAGGAGACAUCCCUGGAGGCAGGUUACCCCGAACUCCCCAGGCCUGGGAAGCAGCAGUGGAGACAGGAUACUGGGCUGGAUGACCCUGGGCUCUCAUCCAGCCUGGCAGGGCCUAGACCAGCUCGGCCGGAGCAGCUGUUGCAGAGACAAUCCCGCUCUGUCCAAUCAUGCACCUGGCAUCCUCCCUGGAACACGCCUCGCAGCGUGGCCUCUCACAGCUGGCCCGGUCACUCAGAUUACUGACGUGUGUGGCAUUUGCUGCAGAGGGCAGAGCUCCUCAUUGCUUCCCCGAUGCUCUCUCCACACGGACAAGUGUCAUUAACAUCCCCCGCCCCCAGAGCUCCUGGCCCUCAGACUCUGGCUAGACUAGAACCAAAGCCGCUUGUAAUGCUGCUGCUCAUGCCCCUAGCCAUGCAAGCCUGGCUGCUUGCAAAUAGCAGAGCAAGAGCAUGCCGCAGGGAGCCAGUGCACAAUGGAGCCUCUGCAUGGACAGUAGGAAGUUAUGGCUCGAUGGGGUCCCAGGAGAGGAAUUCUAUGCAGACACCUCAAAUCCCAGGGGCUGAUGGUUCCCAACUAGUAACGUACCCACACCAUAGCUUGGACUUCCAGCAGGCCCUGAGCUCCCUCAGACAGGCCAGCCCGUGCCCGCGUUCCGCACCUCCCACUGCCUCAGACAGGCCAGCCAGUGCCCGCGUUCCGCACCUCCCACUGCCUCAGACAGGCCAGCCAGUGCCCGCGUUCCGCACCUCCCACUGCCUCAGACAGGCCAGCCAGUGCCCGCGUUCCGCACCUCCCACUGCCUCAGACAGGCCAGCCAGUGCCCGCGUUCCGCACCUCUCACUGCCAGAGACAGGCCAGCCCGUGCCCGCGUUCCGCACCUCCCACUGCCUCAGACAGGCCAGCCCGUGCCCGCGUUCCGCACCUCCCACUGCCUCAGACAGGCCAGCCAGUGCCCGCGUUCCGCACCUCCCACUGCCUCAGACAGGCCAGCCGGUGCCCGCAUUCCGCACCUCCCAUUCCCUAAUAGAGGUCAGGCCCAUCUGGACCUGGGGCAGCACCAUUGCAGCCUUCAUGGGAUGAGAUGGGCUACAGCUGGUCCAGCAGAGCUUAAACGGGUAACAGAGGAGCGCAGAAGUGAGGAGAGCCAGACACCCGCAGAUACAGGCCAAGAGCACAGCAAGCUUGGGUGAGCUGCUGCACAUUCGCCUGAGUAGCGAAUCCAGUUUAACCCUGGCCUUGCUGGAGUCUAAAGGCCAAGAGAGGAGUCACCCAGAAAGUAUCUGGGAGACACAAUGCCAGGAAGCUGCAAACACCUCAGAUUCCGAGACCCCAUCCCAGCCUCCCCAGCAACCAGUGCUGCCUUUCCCCAUCUCCCCCCACAGCUCUCUGCUUCACUCAGGUAUCUUUCUAUGGAACGUACCUUUAUAUGCCAUGUAGAGAACAUGCGGCCGUACAAGCCAGGGGUAGUUGUGUCGCUGCUCUGUUGCCUUGUACAGUCCCUUCCUAUAAAAAGGACCUAAUAAAAUAGAGACCGGUUACA